Mesocestoides corti is the source of this 825-nucleotide messenger RNA. The record is from the annotation of a GenBank genome assembly. Lineage: Eukaryota; Metazoa; Platyhelminthes; Cestoda; Cyclophyllidea; Mesocestoididae.
AUGACACAUAGACACUCACAGCGGCUGCCACAGUUGGACGGAGUGGAACAAACCAACUCGAAUUCUACCAGCCCUCAGCCUAAUUCGCUAAAGCACACCUCCCCAGUUACUGCGGAUGGGUCUACUUUCAGUUCUUCGAGCUCUGCGCUUUCCCCACAGGGACCCGAUUUCUGGAAUAGCCGUGAGUGGACGGCUCUAACAGCACGAACUCAGGCACUCCUUAAUUCUGAGCCCCACAACAGGAGCAUGCAAGCCCCCUCAGUUUCUCACAACUUCUCCCCAGAAAUGGAGCGACCGUCUACUAGUACCUCAGCUGUCACUUUGCGCUCAACACGAAAGUGCCGCAAAUGCGCCUGCCCCAAUUGCACCUCUGAGGCUUUGGGUCUCUCUGCCAGAGUAAGAGGUCGCAAGGUCCACAUAUGUGAGCUCUGUGGCAAAACUUACGGCAAGACCAGUCACCUGACAGCCCACAUUCGGUGGCACAAGAACGAGCGUCCCUUCAAAUGCCCCUUUCAGCACUGCGACAAGGCCUUUACGCGCUCCGACGAACUCCAACGUCACAUGCGUACCCACACAGGAGAUAAGAAGUUUCAAUGCGAAUUCUGUCAGAAGCGUUUCAUGCGAAGUGACCACCUAAGCAAACAUCGUAAAGUGCAUGCUGUGGCAGCGCCCCUAAUUGUGAGUGGACGAAGGGAGGCGUCAGGGUCGGUUACCAGCCCUACCUCGACAUCAGACACCACUUCCCCAGACAACGGUCUCAUGACCGACGACAUGAUACAGCUCCCUUUUUCGAGCGGCAAAACGGGCAUAGGAGGUGUUUCCUGA